AUGAAGCUGGAGUGGGCUGAAACCGAGUCCGACUACGGACUGGAGGAGGCUGCUUUCUACGAAGGUCCCCCUGUGCCUGCACCACCGCCUACCAAACACGUCUCAUUCAGCCUGAGACUCGAUCUGUGCGAUGAGGGCGGCGGUGUUGCGGACGGAAUCAAAACGGAGCCCCCGGAGGCGGAAGAACCUCGCACCAUGCAAAAGGUGCCAUCUCUCUCCGACCUGUCUGACCCGGAGGCUUCCUUAGGUUCACUCCAACCCAACCAAUUUAAGUAUGCAAAAGCUCAAACUAAAGAGCUCGUUCAUGGAAGGGCUAUACCCAUGCUUAUGGCUGUUUUUCUCAACGUCGUGCAGCGAGCACAUGUGGAUUUCGAUAAUCCACAGCCUGUACCACUUGCGUGUCACAUGGCAAACCAUAAUCAAUGGUGA
Arctia plantaginis is the source of this 429-nucleotide messenger RNA. The record is from the annotation of a GenBank genome assembly. Lineage: Eukaryota; Metazoa; Arthropoda; Insecta; Lepidoptera; Erebidae.